This is a messenger RNA of Anthostomella pinea, 867 nucleotides long. Lineage: Eukaryota; Fungi; Ascomycota; Sordariomycetes; Xylariales; Xylariaceae. The record is from the annotation of a GenBank genome assembly.
AUGGGUCCAGCAGUGACAGAGCGCAAGCUAUUCAAUGACAGCAUCUCUGUCAUCGACGAAGCAGCAGCAGGUGAAGGCAACAUAUCGUUCGCCCUGUUCAGUCGACUGGCGCCGGAGAUUCGCCUACAAAUCUGGAAGUUCGCUCUUCCGAGCACUCGCCUGCUCUACAUUCGCAUUAGCCAGCUCAAGAACACCUGCGCAGCGGGCCACAGCCGUCGAGAAUCUGGUACUGUUGAGCGAGACGCCUACACGACACGCAACAACCUAGGAAACAUCAUAAGCGGCGAUGCGUACAGCUUACACGUCCCGAGAUUCGAUAACUGGCCUAGUACCCUUCUUAGGCAUGACAUUCUCAACGUCCGGGUGACAUAUAGGAACCCGCAGAGGUCACUGGUGGCCUUUCUCCACGACGCAAUGGCCUGUGAUCCUGUCGGUCGUGGCAUCGAGCACCUUGCGCUGGGGCUCGAAUUCAACGACGUGCCACUCCUGGCAAACGUCAAGCCUUCAGAUCUGCACCCGGUGACUGAGCAAUCCAUGCGACGUUUCCUCUCGACAGGUCUCCGCAUCUUCUAUUCGGUUGUCUCACCCGGCACCGAGGCUCGCAAUAUGCUCGGCAGUUUUACAUCGACUCUGAGCGCGUAUCACCUCAACCGCUCCGUUACUGUCGCGCCUCAAGGGGAGCAAUUUCAGGUUACCGACUAUACCUCCCUUAUGUACGACCCGCGACCGAUUAGAGAGACAAACUUAUCGCAUGUUUUGGUGCGCACCGAUCCGCGACGGACCACGUUCCACUGGCAUAGGAUUCUGGCCAACUUUGGUGUCCAGGAGACUGGGACCCCCCUUAGCCCCGAACAGACGCACAGUUGA